GAAAAAGUUGACAUUUUAAAUAAAAAAUUUCAAAAAAUUACAGUUUAAAAUCUCAGCUUAAACAGUGAAGUUCAUAUUAACAGAACAAAACAAAUUUUAAUAAAAUGGCCGCCGUUAUUAAAUUGUUCUUGGUUCUUGUAGCCUUCAUCUGUUGCAUGCAAUUGGUUGAGAUGGCCCGUUUGCGCCGUGAUGCCCCUGAGAAAAACCCCAUCGAUGAAUUAACCACUCUUUUCCAAAAGGCCACCAAGGACUUCACUCAAACUGUUGAAGAAAGCACUGUCUUGAAGGAAAUCAAAGAAAAAUUCAGCAACAUUAACUCCGAUGAUGUUAAGAAAGCUGUAGAAGAAGCCGGCAAGAACACCAAGGAAAACUUGGACAAAUUCCAAGACUUCUUCAAGAACGUCGUUGAUGCUGUCGCCAAGGAAAUGAAACACGAUUAAAUAUUAUAUAUUUAAGAAAAUAAAAAUAAAUAUUUUUUAUACAAAACCAUAA
Molecule: messenger RNA, 492 nt
Organism: Lucilia cuprina (Australian sheep blowfly)
Lineage: Eukaryota; Metazoa; Arthropoda; Insecta; Diptera; Calliphoridae
Exons: 3
Coding region: 105-440 (111 amino acids)
Source: RefSeq, a predicted model, not a curated record